Messenger RNA from Ciona intestinalis (vase tunicate), 1218 nucleotides. The record is from RefSeq and is a predicted model, not a curated record. NCBI's taxonomy places the organism in Eukaryota, Metazoa, Chordata, Ascidiacea, Phlebobranchia, Cionidae.
UGUAUGAAUCUUGAUGCUUUGAGCAAAUAUCGGCCGUUAUAUGCUUUUGACCUGCUUGGGUUCGGUCGAAGCAGUCGCCCAAAGUUUGGGAGCGAUCCUGAUGAGGUUGAGAAGAUGUUCGUCCAAUCAAUUGAAGAUUGGAGGCAAGCACAGGACCUCAACAAGAUGAUUUUACUCGGACAUAGCUUUGGUGGAUAUCUUGUGAGCAGUUAUGCUCUUAAAUACCCAGACAGAGUAAAGAGUCUCGUCUUAGUUGACCCAUGGGGUUUUCCUAAACUGGAGCCUGAUGGGGAAAGAGCUCGGCGCGUUCCGUUGUGGAUUCGAGCACUUGUGAGAAUCCUAAGUCCCUUUAACCCACUUGGAGUAGUUCGUGCUGCUGGACCUUGGGGACCUGGUUUAAUAAAAAGGUUCCGGGCUGAUUUUAAGACAAGAUAUCCAGAGGUUACUGAACAAGAUGAAAACACGGUUUUUGAAUACAUCUAUCAUUGUAAUGCUGGAUCUCCAAGUGGUGAAUCCGGCUUUAAGCAGAUGAACCAAGAUCUAGGAUAUGCAUACAAGCCUAUGUUGUCAAGAAUAGGUGGCUUACGUAAGGAUGUCCCGGUCACAUUCGUGUAUGGAGCACGCUCAUGGAUGGAUGUGAAUUCUGGACAUGAAACUCAAAACCUGCUGCCUGACAACCACGUUGAAGUUUAUUCAGUAAAAGGUGCAGGACAUCAUGUAUAUGCUGAUCGUCCAGAAUUAUUCCAUGAAAUUAUUGACACUGUAUGUGAUGCACUCGACUAAAGAUUGCUUUGAACCAUAUACGUAUUUUUAUUGUUCAGCAUGUUGUUGCUUCUCUGUAUUGCUAUGUACUGUUGUUGUGUUUUGCUCAUGGGAUAGAGAGUGGGUAAUUUGUGCCUCUAGAAUUGUUAGUUUUUAUCUUUUCUGCACUUCAGUUCUUUUAAUUUACUUUCUACUUCAUCAUUUUUGUUGUUGAGUUUUAAUUCCUUUGAAUCUGCAUAGUGUUUAAUUAAUAAAAAAUAAAUAUAUGUUGAUUUAUUUUCAGUUUUUGCUUCUUAAUUUUUAAUUUUAACAAGUUGAUAUCAUUUUCUCGUCUGCUAAUUCAUUUACACUAACUUGUGCAACGUAUCUAACAAACAGAAGUUCCACGUUUUGUCGAUUUAUUAAAUUGUGGCUUGUAUAUAUUUUCGAAAUAAAAGCACAGAAGUUCUUUAUUAA